Molecule: messenger RNA, 6719 nt
Organism: Heterocephalus glaber (naked mole-rat)
Lineage: Eukaryota; Metazoa; Chordata; Mammalia; Rodentia; Bathyergidae
Source: RefSeq, a predicted model, not a curated record
CAGCCAGGCCCUCUGCAGGUCACGUGGACACGGACACAGGGGCGGCCUCUGCCCCAGGAAGGACCAGCUGGUCAGGGCCAGACGGACAGCAGAGUCAGCCAGACAGUGGGUCUUGGACAGUCGAGGAGAAGAGGAGCCGACUGCCAUGACGCUGGAGGGAGGGCUGCUGCUGCUGCUGGCUCUUGGCCUGGGCCUGGCUGGUGCCCAGAAGGCUCUGGACGAGGUGCCAGUGCAGCCAGGCUUCGACCCCCAGAAGGUGGAGGGACGCUGGUUCACUGUCCAGCUGGCCUCCAGCCACGCGCACCUGGUCUCCCCGGAGGACCCCCUGAAGCUGUCCCUCCACUCCAUCCGGACCCGGGACGGCGGGGAUGUGGAGUUCAUGCUGUUCUGGAAGGGAGAGGGUGCCUGUGAAGGAAUAAAUGUCACCGUCCACCCAACUGGGCUGCAGGGCCAGUACCUCGGCUCCUGUGAGUACCCCUCCUCUGGGCGGGCGGGGGCUCGGGGAUGCCCAGAUGCCUGGGGAGCUGCUGGCUUUGGGGGGCAGUGGGUGCUGGGAGGGGCCCAUGCCCAUUGUGCUGCCCAUGGGGGCUGGAAACAGAGGAGAGGUCCCUGCAUCACCGGCUGGGUCUCCCCAGUUGAGGGGGGCCGCAUGCACGUCCGCUUCGCCAGCACCGACUACACCAACCUCAUCCUUUACGUACGAUUUGAGGACGACGUGGUCACCAGCCUAUGGGUGCUGCUGGCCUCCCAUGUGAGCCCGGAGCCUGCCUGGGGACCCCGCGUGGCUGCAGAGGUUCCAGGAGCGAGUGGAGCACUUCCGCCUGCACCGAGCUCCCGUCUCCAACACGGCCGGCCCGUGCCCCCCGCCCAGGCUGGCGUGAGGCGGCUCCCAGCUUCUGCCUGUGCUCUCCACCCUGCGCGACCCUCAGCCCUCCUUCCCUUCACCCAGCCCGGCUGCCCCUCUGCCGGGAGCCCUGUCCGCCUUGUCCUUGCCCUCCCACUCUGGGCCACCAGGUCCUCAGCCAAGAGCCUUGAAGGGACCCACAGUGCCCCCCAAGCUGCCCUCAGCCGGAAGAGCCCUCCGGGGCCGUGGAGAGGGUCCCCGGAAACAUCCUGCACUGGGCCGAUGGGGCCGCCCACGGCGUUCUCCUCCCAAGGGCGACUGAGGGACCUGGGUGAGACCUCAGGACAAGGUGGAGCCUCCAGAGCUACCUUGGCCCCAGAACCUGCUCCCCAGCGGAGCCCCACCCAGGCGUGUCUGGCCCGCCCCAGCUGGCAGGCCUGGGAAAAUGGGUCAGACACUCAAAGCCUCCUUCCGAGAGGCCUGGACAGGCCUGGCCGGAUGCCUGACCCAGAAAGUGCCCCUUGGAGCCUGUGGGGAUCGAGAAGGCCGGCCAAGGCCUUCCAAGCUCGGUGAACAUGACCCAGUUAGGUCCAGGGGCUGUGUGGGCAUCACCGCAGGAGACUCAGAGCUGGCCGCAAACACGGCUGCAGCAGACACGGAACACAGCGGCUUCCCACAAACCAGCCCUGGGGAAACCGCAGGCAGGCACAUGCAGGCUCAGAACCGGAGAGGGCGCUGCACGGGAGAAGACAGCAAAGGCCUCAUCAGGCCUGAAGGGUGUCGGCGACGGAGCUGGGCUUCCUGUGCCUGAGAGCCAGGUACUCCCACGGCAACGUGAACACACGCAGAUAAAUGAGCCGUUUCUGCUUGUUCCGCAAUAUCGCAAAGGGUUAGCGGCCCUCAGGUUAAUCUACAGCUUGCAGACAAUUAAAUCCAGGCUCCAGGGGGAGACUUUUCCCAGAUUACAAACCUGGAUCUAAAUUUACAUGAGGAAUGGAAGUUUUGAAAUGUUCUAUAAAGAAAAGCAGUGAGUGUAGCUGGACAUGGUGGCACAUACCUGCAAUCCAGGACUCGGGAGGCUGAGGCAGGAAGACGUCCAUGAGUUCGAGGCCGGCCUGAACUACAUAGCGAGACUGUGUCUCAAAAAACCAAAAAAGGAAAGAAAAGUAGUAGAAAUGGAUCCGCUGCCCUGUGGUAGUAUCGAUAAGCACUAAGGAAAAUCAGGUGGCAGAUCUCAGGACAGACAGAAAGACAGUGUUCAGUCAGGACACAAAGCCAAGAAAUGAACGCAGUGUGUACUGAUUUCACAUGGCCGUCAUACAAGCGGCGUUAUUACAACAGCGAAGGGGGAAGUCGCAGCUCCCGAGGGAAGGCGGUGAGGCCCCCGCACUGCGCCGGGCCUUGAAAUUGGUGCCUAAGAAAGACGGGCCCUGAGGUGCCCAUGCUGCCUGCACCUCUGAGACGGCAGCCGCCCCAGGCACAGGGCACAAGGAGGCUUCAGCUCUGGGGCAUCAGAGGCCCGGGCCACACGGUGGGGAGUCAGGACACGGGCCGCGUGUGCAGCAAUGACAGAGGAGCAAGCAGACACCCGGAAAAAGGCCCCUGGCCUGGAAGAGGCCAUCCCACAGCCACUGACGCCCAAGGCUGACAGAGGGAUUUAACCCGAGUCCAACUCUGUCACAAUCCUACUUCUAAAAAUCAAAGGAGGAAUUCUUUCUUUUGAUGGCACUGGGGAUUGAACCCCGGGCCUUUGCACUGGGCCACAUCCCCAGCCCUUUUUAUUCUUUGAGGCAGAAUCUCACCUAGUGCUAAGUUGCCCAGGCUGGGCAUGAACUUGCAAUUCUCCUGCCUCAGCCUCCCGGAGUGCUGGACUACAGGCCUGUGCCACCAUGCUUAACUAAAAGUUAAAUGCUUUUUUAAGAUUCCUUAGUGUGCACUGGCAGAAACGCCCACGAGGAGCAGGGAUGGAGGCCGGAGGCUGGAGCGACCUGGUUUUCCUGUCUCUAAGCGAGCUCUUGGACUGGCAAUUCUAGACAUUGACAAGUUUGCACGUCGUGCCUGGUGUGGUGGCGCAUGCCUGUGAUCCAGCACUUGGCAGGCUGAGGCAGGAGGAUCACCGAAAGUUCAAGGCCAGGCUGUACUACACAGUGAGAUCCUGUCUCAAGACAAAACAAAAAGUUUACUUGUUAUUCUCCCAGAUAAAUCAAGAAAUUUAGGAUUGUUUAAUAUUACUCCAUGACUUUUUUUUUGGUACCGGGCAUCGAACUCAGGACCUUGUGCUUGCGAGGCAGGCGGUGGAACCACUGAGCUAAAUCCCCAGUUGUACUCCACAAUUUUUCUAAAGGUAAAAUUUUAGGAACCUUCUCAAUAAAUUACCCUCAUCCAUAAACCGGCAGGGGAAAAAUAUCUUGUUUAGUGCAAUACUCCCUCUCUAACCCCGGUCAGACAGACUGCUGGUUAAUAGUUGUAGAUGUAGAUUUGUGGGUAACAUAGCAUUUGGUGCCUCUCUCUCUGCCUCUCUCUCUCUCUCUCUCUCUCUCUCUCUCUCUUCCUCUCUCAAUUGAGACAGGGUCUUGCUAUGUAGCCCAGGCUGGCCUCAAGCUCAUAGUGAUCCUCCUGCCUCAGCUUCCCAAGUGCUGGGAUCGCAGGCGUGCGCCACCAUGCCCAGCCCUAGUUCCUCCAUCUUGAAAUUCAUGUGGCUGAUUUUAAUGGAGAAGGACUCUGCAAGAUGCAAGAGUAGAGUCACCAAAAAUGUCAUUUUCCUGACUCCAAGGGACAGCAGCAGGACAGGUGGUGACAGACAUGGCCGGGGACAGCCCGGUGUGACCUGCAUGUGGUGAAGUAGCAGAGGACAUGUGGGUUUCAACCCUGGGCCUGACCCGGAAGCCAAGCCUGACUUCUCCACCUGUUUCCGGUUCCCUGCCUGGCGUGUUGGUGGCACUGUGCAUUGUCAGUGUUCCACUUGUGCGGAGUGCUGAGUGUGUACCGAGCGGCUCACUGGGGCCACAAUCACAGGGCUGGGCCAGGCAGCUUCCGCCUUGCUGUCGCUCGUGGCCCUGGAGGCGGAGGCCAGAGACCACGGCUGGCAGGGUGGGCAGCUCCCCUGAGGUCUCCUCCUCAGCCAGCACGGCCUUUCCCGGGUCCUCGCUGAGUUGUUCCCCCCGAGCGUGUCUGUGUCCAGACCUUGUCAGAUUGGGUGAAGGCCGCCCGAGGGCUUCGUUCUAACCAGCGACUCUGGAAGACGCUGUCAACACGCGGUCACACCCUCCAGAGUGGGGACAGGGUUCAGCCACAGUGGCGGCCACCACAGGGCCGGGUCACACUUCUGAGCGGGAGCUCAACCCCACUACCCUGGGAUCCGCUCACAGACCACAGCCCAGGGCAGCUGGCCCGGGACACGGUUCUGACCCAGCUCCACUCUGGCAGGGCCCCUUCAGCAUGGGCUCCAUAGGCUCUGCUUUUAAAUUACAAAGAAACUCGUGCUCUGACACCAUGGAUUUGCCCUCUGUGACCACAGGCACUCGGCCGGGCCCAAGCCACCCUGCUCUGAAACCACACAGGGUAUCAGAGGCCCAGGCUGACAGAAAUGGUUCUUCCUUUACACUUCACACUUCCAUUUUGGGAAGAGAUUUUUAUUUUUUUUAUCAACUACAGUCUUUCUCCUUUAGAAAGAAUGGCUCUAGAAAAAAAGUAUUUCCAUGUUUCUAAACACAGAAAGAUAGCCUCACGGUGUGUGGAAAUUAAAUAAUCGCCUGCUGCUCUUUAUCCUCUACUGGUCAAAGUGGAUGGGCCAAAGCUGGAAGGAGGAAACUCUCCGUUGGAAGGGCCACGUUUGCAGUCUCUGAGGAGUGGACUGCUCUAAACUGCCCGCAUGUGGGUGCCGCCCUCAGAUGGCCCUGGGGUCCUGAGCCACCUGUACCUGCAGCACCUGGGGAGGCAGGAUGAACUUGGCGUCCCAGCUGUUCUCCGGGGACAGCAGCUUGGUGGGCCUGUGGAGGAAGAAGCACUUGUUGAGGUGCUUCCUGUAAGUACUGCUGAGCCUGUUCUCCAGGUCCUGAAGCAUGCCCUUCAGACACUGGUCCACGAGGCCAGCAUCUGCCAGGGCAGGCCUCCCACGACGGAGCCCCUGUAGUAGAAGUCGCCCUGUCUGAAGGGAAUGUAGGCCACUGAGCUGGGCCUCUACUCAUGGGGGAAGCUCUGGGUGUUCGGGAAGUACCACCAGGCGUGCAGCUGGGCCACCGAUGCACCCAGCGUCUCCAGGCCAAAGUCAUCCUGGAAGACCAGACUGCUGGCCAUGCUGAAGAGGAGCUCCACCUGGUCCUUGAUGUGGCUCAGCAGGUGUUCCUGCAGGACCUGCAGGCACACGAGGUCCAGGCUCGGGCCACCACUGCUCCUCACCCGCCAUGAGGAUCUGGAAGCUCUGCAGGGGCCUGGGCUGCACAUCGGGCGGGUCCACAUAGCUGUCCAGGAUGAGGUAGAAGACCAUCUGCUGACCGUGCAUGAAGUGUAUGGUGGCCGAGUGCAGGAAAUGCUCCAGGUGCCCCUCUGCAGACCUGGGGCAUACAGAGCGAGGGAGGGGCUGCUCACGGGGCCCAGGCAAAACCCCGUGUGCUACCAGAAGCGUCACUGAAGCUGAAGGUCCCAGCAGAACUAGGAAAUGUGCAUGACAGAGCUGAGUGGACAUGAGCCCGAGGGGACUGGCCACAGUGGAGAACAGAGCGAUGCAUUUCCUGGGCAGGCCAUCCAGGCUGCUCAGAGCGGGAAGAGGGCCCAGGACAGAGGCUGUCAUCAUGUUUGCAGAACAGAAAGGCAAAGCAGCCGGCCCCCGGGAGGCUCUGCCCCUCUAGUGCCUCCGCAGGGCCUACCUUCCCACAGCACUGGGGCCAGCCAGCUGGUGACCUCCAGGAUGUCCAGGCAUCUCCUAAGGGCACACAGAAUGAGCUGAGCAGGUGCUGCCAUGUGUGGCCACAGCUAAGGCUGGCAGGGCACCUGCUGCUACCAGCCGGGCAAGUGGGCACAGUCAUCACCCCUCAGCCUGGCCAAACCUGAGCGCCCAUUAUGCAGGAGCAAGAGGCAGACAGCCAAACACGCUGUCUCGCAGGGCACACCCCGCAUGGCCUCUGAGCAGGGGCCACAGAAAGGCAGCCGGAGUCCGCGCAUUUGUGGUCACCGCCCGAGUCGCCUCUGUCAGGGCAGGACCACGGCCUCCCUGAAUGCCGUUCAUCUCCCGCCCUCGUUCCCUCUCUGUCUCUCUUGGUCUCGAGCGCACUGAGGCCAUCCAAGUGGCCAGAAGAAAUGAAGAGAGGAGUAAAGGUAGGAGAGAGCCAUUAGAAGCGCUUUCAGUCACAAGGAUGAAACAGGAUCCAAGGCACGCCGGGCUGCUCCAGCAUCUGAAGACCCACAUCAGCUGCCACACGCAGUGAGAGAACCACCACACCCUCCUCGACUGACAGGAGAGCAUUAUGCCACCACCGCAUUCACGAUAGAAGCUCCCAGAGCAAAGCAGGGAUGCCAGGAAUUAUCGGAGGCCGGUCAAUCCCCCGAUCUGCCUAGAGAGGGGCUACGAGGGCUAAGGACAGAGACAGUGGAGACAUCAUUGUGUAACACAGGAGGGCCUGGGAGGUCAGUGCCUCAGAGUGGGCAAAGACAAAGCCACUCUGCGCUGGCACUCCUGGGUGCACGGUAAUCGGAGAGAGUGUCAGGUGACUUAGAGGCAGCGGUGAUCCAUCCUAUGUUGACAAGGAUCUUAUGCUGAUGAGGACAGUGAGAUGGGCAAAGCAAUUCACAGUAGUAGGUGGGACGAGUUAGGCUGAUAAGGAAUUUGUCCCUCCCUCAGGUGAGACCUUUCUCUUUUUUUUAAGAAUAUAUGUACAAA